GGCGGGCUGCCGGCACCGCCCCGGCCGACAAAAGUCCCUUCAGUUCAGCCGGCGGCAGGGGAAGUCCCGGCGCCUGGCUCAACCUCCCUCGGUGCCGCCGAGCCGAGCCGCGCUCCGGCCGCCCGCUCGGCCGCCGUCCCCGGCGGCCCCAUGCCCCGAUGCCCCACGGGGGCCAUGGACGAGGGGCCCGUGGACCUGCGCACCCGGCCCAAGGCCGCCGGGCUCCCGGGCGCCACGCUGCCGCUGCGUAAGCGCCCGCUGCGCGCGCCCUCCCCGGAGCCCGCCGCCCCCCGCUGCGCCGCGGGCCCCUUGGCCACCCCGGAGCCCCAGCUCGGCGGCUCCAGCGCGCCCGCCGCCCCAGCGUCGCGCCACGGCCUGGCCCGGCCAGAGGCCCUUUAUUACCAGGGACCCUUACUGCCUCUGUACCCCACCCCAACCAUGGGCUCCCCCUUUCCUCUGCUGGGCCUGCCUCCACCCCUGUACCCCAUGAUGUGCUCAAUGGAACACCCUCUGUCAGCCGACAUCGCCGUGGCCACCCGCGCAGAUGAGGACGGAGACACGCCACUCCACAUUGCCGUGGUGCAGGGCAAUCUGCCAGCUGUGCAUCGACUCGUCAGCCUCUUCCAGCAUGGGGGCCGGGAGCUGGACAUCUACAACAACCUCAGGCAGACGCCGCUACACCUGGCUGUGAUCACCACUUUGCCGUCUGUGGUCCGGCUACUGGUGAUGGCCGGUGCCAGCCCCAUGGCCCUGGACCGCCAUGGCCAGACAGCAGCCCACUUGGCGUGUGAGCACCGCAGCCCGACCUGCCUGCGGGCCCUGCUGGAUAGCGCGGCCCCGGGCACAGUGGACCUGGAGGCCCGCAAUUAUGACGGGCUCACUGCCCUGCACGUGGCCGUGAACACCGAGUGCCACGAAGCGGUGCUGCUCUUGCUGGAGCGUGGCGCGGACAUCGACGCGGUGGACAUUAAGAGCGGCCGCUCCCCACUCAUCCACGCCGUGGAAAACAACAGCCUGAGCAUGGUGCAGCUGCUGCUGCAGCACGGCGCCAACGUGAACGCGCAGAUGUACUCGGGCAGCUCGGCGCUGCACUCGGCGUCUGGCCGCGGGCUCCUGCCGCUGGUGCGCACGCUGGUCCGCAGCGGCGCCGACAGCAGCCUCAAGAACUGUCACAACGACACGCCGCUCAUGGUGGCGCGCAGCCGCCGGGUCAUCGACAUCCUGAGGGGGAAGGCCACGCGACCUGCGCCUGCGUCACAGCCAGAGCCCUCCCCUGACCGGAGUGCCACCACCUCCCCCGAGAGCAGCAGCCGCCUCAGCUCCAAUGGUCUUCUCUCUGCAUCACCAUCCUCCUCGCCUUCCCAGUCUCCUCCCAAGGAUCCCCUUGGAUUUCCCAUGGCUCCCCCCAAUUUCUUCCUCUCUCCCUCAUCUCCACCUGCCUUCCUGCCCUUUGUCGGGGUCCUCCAAGCCCCUGGCCGGCCGGUGCCUCCCCCGCCAGCUCCAGGAGGCAGCUGAGAAGGAUGGGGGGGCAGAUCUUGGACUCAUGAGGAGGGACCUCCCUGCCCUUGUGGAGUCAGCCCUCCUGGAAACUGUGAAGAUCUCACUCUGCCCCCCCCCCCAUCUUCGAACCAGGAUUUGCACAUGCAUUUGCCCCCUCUUUUGAGCACAGAUAUCCCCCCACCUCGUCUUCCGUCUUCCGCCCAGGACUCUUUCCCCUGUUCUUCUCAGGCAACCAAUCUCCUGUCUGGAAUCCCACUCAAUCAUAUAUUUCCUUCUCCUCUCUCAGAGCUGGUGGAACCAGGGAACAGCUGCUCCCUCUGCCCUCCGCCCAUGAGGAGGGAGAGACGGGCUGCUGCGGGGCACUUAUAACGAUGUAAAUUAUUAGGCAUUUUUGGUUGGAUUUCUUUUGUAAUAAACUAUUUUUGUAACAUA
Myotis myotis is the source of this 1932-nucleotide messenger RNA. It is a transcript of the gene BCL3, whose product is annotated as BCL3 transcription coactivator. Gene Ontology annotation, molecular function: protein binding. Lineage: Eukaryota; Metazoa; Chordata; Mammalia; Chiroptera; Vespertilionidae. The coding region runs from base 151 to 1515 and encodes 454 amino acids. The record is from RefSeq and is a predicted model, not a curated record. The transcript is spliced from 9 exons.